CUGUAAAUUACACAGCUCACUUUUACACAUCAGGCUAAAAUAGCCACGAGGAGGAUACAGUAAGAGCAAAGUAACAAUUGGGAUUGUUCUUACGCGUUACACUAAAAACAAACUAAACUCGUAAAGCAGAGCCGUCUUCCUAAUUUUCACCAGAUACUCUUUAUACAGCCAGCUGUAAUGGAAAGCCAAGAACUUUUUCUUCUCUGUGCUUAAUGUCAACAAUGGCAAUUUUCAGAAGAGGAGCUUCAAUCGCGAAAAGAAAAACGUUGUUGGCUAUUUUUUUAAUGACACUGUUUAUGUUGAUCUUGUACCUGAACGCAGGAGAACAACGAGAAAGUCUUCGCUUAUGUUCGGAAGGCAUCCUGGACGGAAGUCAAUACACCAAGCAAACAAACGGACAUUUCCUGAGUGUCAAUCAACAAAGACCUUGUCAACUUCGUCAGUACACCACUGAAGAUACCGUAUCGUGUUUAGAUCGGCUUUCAACCAUUAAAAAUAAUCCAUCAGCUGAUGCAAAACCACGAAAUAAAUUCCACAUUGCUUUUGCAGGUGACUCGAGAAUCCGCAUUCAAUACCUCAGUUUCCUCAAGUUAAUUCCGGAUUACGACCGAGACUCGAAAAUGGACCCAACUGCCAAACAUAAAGACGCAGAUAUGGUCAGUCCCAUGUUUGGGGAUUUGCUAAUCAGUUUCCGUUGGCGUCCGCUAAUCGCCGGUAAAGUGAUCGAUGAUUUAAUCCGAUGGAUCGAUAUUCUUGACAAAGGCAUUAAGCAAAGAAAGAACAGCAGUGAUUAUCCUCCUGAUGUUCUCAUCAUCGGCAUGGCGUCGUGGGACAUGUUGCAACAAGAAGGUGAUGAUCAUCUUUGGUACCAAAACGGAGUGCAAGGAUUGGUUCCAUUGCUCCAGAAGCUCAUGUUCCACAGCAAAGACGUCGUCACAGCCAAAUCCAGUGAUGUGCGUGAUCGUAAAAUCAUUUGGUUAAACCAGUACACUACAUUUGAUUUCUUCGCUGACAACGGUGGAGCUAAUCGCGUCAUUUACAAAGAGAAGCUCCAACAUUACAAUCAAAUUGCUCGACAAAUAUUCAGGGGCAGUGGCAUUACAGUGUGGGAUUCCGGUGACGCCAUUGCUGAAGAAGCCGUUCGUGCAUGCAAACUGCAUCACCGCUACGAACGCGUCAAAGACUUUAUGAGCGUGGCCUACAUCAAUUGCAAAGAUUACAUUCACGCUGGUUAUGUGGCAUUGCAACAAAUGACUCAACUCCUCUACAAUGACGUGUGCAAUAAUCAAUCUGCUGAAAAUUAACGUCUCUUGUUGAAUUAAGUAUUUUAUUGAUAGAAAACUAGAACGACUUUUGAUG
Daphnia magna is the source of this 1359-nucleotide messenger RNA. RefSeq lists its product as uncharacterized. The transcript has 5 exons. The record is from RefSeq and is a predicted model, not a curated record. Lineage: Eukaryota; Metazoa; Arthropoda; Branchiopoda; Diplostraca; Daphniidae. Bases 213 to 1304 code for a protein of 363 amino acids.